AACAUCAUGACCAUACUUAUUCAAAAUGGCGGUGUUCAUGCAGUUACAGAAGGCUUCAAGUCAGCUGUUUGAACGAUUUUUACCUCAGAAGUUAUUUGUGAGGUACAAGUUCAGAAACAAGGUGGCAAUAAGGAGAAACAAGAAGAGAAAAGAAGACAUGUCUUGGGCAGCAGAACUGUUAAACUACAGAAAUAAUGUGGCGAACAAGCAGCACGAACCAUCACCACUCCACCUGGUCACCAAAAUCAAACCCAUGUAUGGACGACCAAAGAGUGAGAAGGAAACGCUCAUAUCACUGGGAUUUACAAAAGAUUCUGAUCACAAGGGACCUAAGUCGGUGAUUCUGAAGAACACCCCAUGUGUCAACAACCAGCUGAUGGCGGUCAAGCAUCUCUUGAGAAUCACGCCAAUCACGUUCCCAUACGGAGUGCCAAAAAGCGAGGAGGAGUUAGAGCACAGCUGUCUUAACGAUAACGGAGAAUUUGUCAUAGUGAAAAAUGUUACCCCAAGAAAUGAACUUGAAAUGUUACAGGUGGCCCCCAAAACUCCGACUGUGUGGGAUAUGGAUUCUGAAACCAUCAAGAAACACACGGACAAGAUCAAGGAGGAUAAGAGUCUGCAUGAGGAGUUCUUUACAGUGGAUCCGGUGUAUAAGAUGAACCAGGAUGGAAAGGAGUUUAGAUACUUUGGUGAUAAGUCUGACAAUGGUAUUAAACAUUUUAAUGAACGCAUUAACCAUACUGAUGGCUCAAAGACUGAUUAGCUGUCGCUGCAUUGUUUAGUGAAAUAAAAUCUGAUGGAGUUUGUA
Magallana angulata is the source of this 808-nucleotide messenger RNA. RefSeq names its product 39S ribosomal protein L30, mitochondrial-like. Gene Ontology annotation, cellular component: mitochondrion; large ribosomal subunit. Gene Ontology annotation, biological process: translation. The transcript is spliced from 3 exons. The record is from RefSeq and is a predicted model, not a curated record. The coding region runs from base 26 to 763 and encodes 245 amino acids. NCBI's taxonomy places the organism in Eukaryota, Metazoa, Mollusca, Bivalvia, Ostreida, Ostreidae. Gene Ontology annotation, molecular function: structural constituent of ribosome.